Molecule: messenger RNA, 309 nt
Organism: Phytophthora nicotianae INRA-310
Lineage: Eukaryota; Oomycota; Peronosporomycetes; Peronosporales; Peronosporaceae
Exons: 2
Coding region: 1-309 (102 amino acids)
Source: RefSeq, a predicted model, not a curated record
AUGCCUUUGUCUCUGUUGGACGCGCUGCUCUCUAACAUUGAAGGUAUGACAAAGGUCGUGGAAUCCACCAUCGGAAAGAAGAUACCAGUCGAUUUCGGCCUGAUCGACGACUACAACUUUGGUGUAGAGCAAUACCAAAGUGCCUACGGAUGCUAUGAUACUCCUAGCAGCCCACGAUAUCCUCUUUUGUCCAUGGCUCCCGUGAUGGAUGAGCCUGGAGACCACCUAACCGCAGAGGGCCACCUAACUGCAAUUGAGCCCUUCCAACUUUUUUUUAAGGUAAUUCUAUUUAAGGGGUCAAGUUCCUAG